Molecule: messenger RNA, 568 nt
Organism: Impatiens glandulifera
Lineage: Eukaryota; Viridiplantae; Streptophyta; Magnoliopsida; Ericales; Balsaminaceae
Exons: 4
Coding region: 91-327 (78 amino acids)
Cellular component (GO): chloroplast
Source: RefSeq, a predicted model, not a curated record
AUUGACAGCGCCGUUUGUUUUGUGAGAGGAAGCGAUAUUGUCGAAGCUAGGGCAGCAGAAGGCGGAGACAGAUCAGAAACAGCAUUAUCAAUGGCCUCUUCAUCCGAUCCGUCUAACCAGCAGCCUCCUCUUUCUCGGAGACAGAACAAAGGCGUACCUUUCAAAUUCGCUGUUCCUCUGAUCUAUGCUCCUAUUCUUCCUCUCAUUCGAAUUCAGCUGAGACGGAAUCCUGUUUUGAGGGACCGUGUAUUCUUUGGUGUUUUGGCUGGUGCUUUUGUUCAUGGAGCUUACUUGGUAUCAGAACUGUAUGAUGUGGAAAGCAAAUGAUGAUGAUGCUGAUCUGGGGAUUUCACCAGUUUAGUCUUUCGUUUCUGGAGGGCUUCUUUGAUCAAGAGAGGAGGUUUGUCUUUGACAUUAAUUUUGAAUAAAAUUAAGAAAAAUGGUUACUUUCUUGAAAUCUUUGUUGAUUUUGCCAUGUUUUGUUCUUCCUAUAUUCUGAAUCAAUCAAAACACCAUGAAAGUUUGUUUCUUGUUCCUCUAUGAUGAUAACAUGAAGAACAUUUAGUAU